AUGUGUCUACCUCGACAACAAGGAGGGUUAGGAGUGAUGGACCCUACAACACAACAAAGUGCUCUUCAAUUGAGAUGGUUACACGCGCUUAUGGUCGCCCCUUUCCAGGCCAACGGGUCUAUUGCACUCCCUUACUUAGCUCAGCUCAUAGCUGCACAAGCUCCACAAGACUUGACGCAAUUCGACUACAGAUUACUCAUCAUGUUUCCACAACUAAGACCUUCACCAAUGAACCGUACUGAUAACCCUCUAUCAUUAAUACUACACGCCAUAGAUAAGAUCCCAAAAGAAUUUAGUCAAGUGGUUAUCAAUGCCCAUACUUGCUUGCAACUACCACUGGAAGCGAUCUAUGUUCACACUGAUGAUAUUGUUUUAUCCCGGACGUCGAAAAGGUUAUUAGUAUCAUCAACCCACACAAUUGAUGAAGGAACACAAUGUAUACGACACAAACAGGGUUCAGAAAUACAAAUCCAUCCUACACUCAGUACAAGGUUUCUAAGACUCGUUCAAAACUGUAGAAUUAUGCUUCAACCGUUCUUUAUUCAAACAAUGAUCCAUCCAGGGCUGUCUGCUACGGGACAACAUCUAUUCGUACCUGUAACUCAUGAAAAUGUUGACAGUGAUCCUUUCCUCCUUGCGAUUAACCUGGGUUCAGCAAACCCCAAGAUGAAUACCUCUCCAGGACAAUACCGUUCCAAAGUUUCCUCCCCAGAGGCUACCAUUCGAGGAACACCCUCAAUGUGGAAAAAGUUUUGGUUGAUGCCUUUAACACACGCUACUCGCAACAUUUGGAUCCGCAUUAUACGUCGUAAAAUUCCAGCCAAAUCGACCUUACACAGACUAAUUCCGUCAUAUUUCCAAUCACCAGUAUGUCCAAUAUGUUGUACAAAAGAUGAAUCGAUCGAACACUUUCUCUAUAAAUGUCCGCUAAAAAUGGUGAGCGGGAUGAAUAGUUGGGAAAACUACUUUUCGACACCAUUUUCAAUUGAAGCAAUACACGAAGCUAUUUUCGAACUCCAAUUCCCUCAAAAUAAUCAAGCCUCACGCCAUAUAGAGCCCGCCAUCAUUAUUGCCUCGAUAAUAACAUCCAUAUGGCGUAUCCACUGGACAUUUGUGUUUAACACCGUUCCAUUCCUGUCAUAG
This is a messenger RNA of Mucor mucedo, 1143 nucleotides long. RefSeq lists its product as uncharacterized. The transcript has a single exon. Bases 1 to 1143 code for a protein of 380 amino acids. The record is from RefSeq and is a predicted model, not a curated record. Lineage: Eukaryota; Fungi; Mucoromycota; Mucoromycetes; Mucorales; Mucoraceae.